GAACUGCGGCAGCUUCCGGCCGGCCAGGCGCAGUGGAUGCGAGGAGCUCCGACGCGGUCGUGCGUGCGGUGGGGGCGUGUCGGUGGGAAGUCGUGGGGCCGGAGCUCGCGGAGCCGGCCUGUCCGAGCAAGGUGAGGAGGGGCGAGCGGCGGCGGAGGGCGACUGAGCCAGCGAGGCGGGGCGCCAUCCCUUCCCUACUUGGCUUCCGCUGGGCCUGGAAGUGAAAACCCUGUCUUCAUCCACGGGUUUUAUUUCUCCCUCCGAGGUAGCCAUGGAUGCUUCGACUCCUUUGCCUCCCGCACCCUCUUCUCCGAGGUGUAACCCAGCCCCACAGACAAUCCACAUUGAUUUCCCUCAUCAUAGCUCUUCGCUGCUGGAAUCCCUGAACCGCCAUAGGCUGGAGGGAAAGUUCUGUGAUGUAUCCCUCCUGGUUCAGGGCAGGGAACUGAGGGCUCACAAAGCAGUGUUGGCUGCUGCCUCUCCUUACUUCCAUGACAAGCUGCUAUUGGGGGAUGCGCCCCGACUCACUUUACCGAAUGUCAUCGAGGCAGAUGCGUUCGAGGGACUGCUUCAGCUCAUCUAUUCAGGAAGCCUCCACCUGCCAUUGGAUGCUCUUCCUGCCCAUCUCCUCGUGGCCAGUGGCCUUCAGAUGUGGCAGGUAGUAGAUCGGUGCUCAGAGAUUCUUCGAGAGCUAGAAACGUCCAGUGGAAUUUCAUCUGGUGGAGGAGCCUCCAGCCUCACACUUCUUUCCACAACAUCUGCAGGAGGCUGGUGCAUUCGCUCUUCCCCUUUCCAGAACCCAGGGCGGUCCUCCGCUUCCACAGAGAAUUCUGCUGCCCCUGAGAGCCCCAGUGGAGGGGAGGGGGGUGAACUAGAAGGAAUGUUACAGAUUCAGGUCAAAGUAGAGGAGGAAGAGGAGCAGAGGUCAGCAGCCCCACCCUUUCAGACCCCUCAGCCUGAGAGAGUGUCAGGAGCGGUUUCCCAGGCUUGCGGAUCCCACCCGUUGCCUACAUCGACUCUUCCCAGCAAACCUUCAGAGGAUGAGAACUCAACACUUGAUCCUCCUGCCCCUCCCGUACAAACUUCCCAAAUCUUAUACGUUAACCAGGAAAACGUCGAGUGUAAGGAGGAGACAUCAGGAGGCAGGACUCUGUCUGGAGGAGCAAAGGAAAAGACCAAAGUACUGCCUGGAGAGAACUCUGAGGAAAAUGGGGAGCUAAGAUACUUGCUGUCCUCAGGAGGAGGGGAGACGUCUGGGGCAGGAGACCCAUCCUGGAAACCAGUGGAUCUCCAUGGGAAUGAAAUCUUGUCAGGGGGCGGAGGACCCGGAGGAACAGGGCAGGCUAUGCACGGGCCUGUGAAGCUAGGAGGGACACCCCCUGCAGAUGGAAAGUGCUUUGCUUGCUUGUGUGGAAAACGGUUUGCAGUCAAGCCGAAACGAGACCGACACAUCAUGUUGACCUUCAGCCUUCGUCCCUUCGGCUGCGGCAUCUGUAAUAAACGCUUCAAGCUGAAGCAUCAUCUGACAGAGCACAUGAAGACCCACGCCAGAGCUCUGCACGCGUGUCCCCAUUGUGGCCGCCGGUUCCGGGUCCAGGCUUUCUUCCUUCGACACCGGGACUUAUGCAAGGGCCAGGGCUGGCCCACUUACCACUGGACUUACAAAUGACUACCGAUGCUCUGUAGUGAUUUCUAGGACAAGAUAGCCACUGCUGCUGACGGACUUACCUUCCACCACCUCAGUCCUGGAUCGUGUGGUCCUUCCAAGAGAUUAUAUAUGUCAUGUUGUGAACCCCUUACUCUUGGGGAUGGGCCUCACCCUGGUAUAUUUGGAAGUCCUGUAGGAAGGUCAUGCUUCUGAUCACUCAACCGGAAUGGCCCUUUUUGUAUUGAUAGCCAGUGAAGGAACUGCUGACCUCAGGUUAUAUUAGCAAGAGAAGAGAUGGAGCAAAAUGACCCAGUAACUCUAUCCUCAUCUUCAUGAGGAGGUGAGGGAGCUGGUCUCCAACUAGGAAAACAUUUGAUUCAGAGCUCAAGUAAUUGUCAGACUCAGCUCUGAGCGGCCUCUGCCUCACUGUCAACGGUAUCCCGACUCUGUACUUUCUGUCAUUUCUUUCCAGAAGCUUUUUAAAGUUGUACUUUUCUUUUCUCACCAGGAGACACCUUUCCCAAAUAUCCUUUUAAAAAUGACUGGAGAGGUGGCUCGGGCACUGACUGCUCUUCCAGAGGUCCUGAGUUCAAAUCCCAGUAGCCGCAUGGUGGCUCACAACCAUCUGUAAUGGGAUCUGACGCCCUCUUCUGGCCUGCAGGCGUACAUGCAGACAGAGCAUUCAUACAUUAAAAAAAAAAAGUACUUGAACAUGAAGCAAGUGUCCUGCACACAUUUAAUCACAGCACAUGGGAGGCAGAGGCAGGUGGAUCUCUUCAAGUUCAAGGCCAGCCAGGGCUGCGCUCGGCGAGACCCUAUCUUGAGGGGGAUAAAUAGUACUCGAGCACUUUAGCAAACUGAGCAUUUCACAGGUUACUCUGAAAGCCCAUCGCAGAGGGUCCUCCCUCAGAGGCCUUCACCUUGUCUUUCACUACCACUAAUCACAAUGACAGAUGUGACCCAGGAACUCAAGAGGUGGCAGCUGGCCUACAGCGCUCCCAGGGUGGCAUUUCCCCCACUUAGAGGAUCUCAGGGUUGAACCCACACAUGGUGAGGAUCUGCAGAGGAGCCACGGUGGGACCAUGCUGCUCUCUUUUCCACCCCACCGACAUCAGUAGAAACAACACCUUUGUAGAGGUAGAGGGGUAGAUAGAAUGGAGGUGAAGGGGAAUUUAAAUUAUAAUAAACUGCCCCGCAAUCUAAACUGACAGUAGGCUGGACUGAGUAAUUUAUGUGCAAGAGAUGUGAGAGCGGAUGUGCGGGAGCUGCGUGUGUUCCUUUUGCAUCCAGUUACAUGGCUGGGAGAAGAGUGAGGUGGUUUCACAGAGACGUGACGGACAGUGCUGUCCCAGACUCGGGUCCCGCCGGAACCUCAGGUAAGUUAGCUAUUGUUCCAGAGUCUGACCUGCUCCUGCUCGGUUCUCUGUCUUGGUUUGUUGAGACCUUGUCUUUCCGUCUAGCCCAGACUGGCCUCAAACUCAUGAUCCUCCUGCAACCCCUUCAAUACUAGGAUUACAAGCACUUACUGACAGGUCUGGCUUAUGUCCACUUUUUGAAAGGCUUCGUGUCACAUGAUAUUAGCUUAAAUUAUUUCCUAACUUCUUGGCAGUAUGCGUAGUGUUGGAUGGCACUUUUUAAUUUAUUCUAUAAAUACUUAGAACAGAGAGCAGAGUGCUAGCCCCUGAUUUUCCCUCACUGGGACAGUGUCUCAGUGAAUAAGAGCUCUCACUGCCCAAACAUGAAGACCUCAGUUCAGAUCCUAGCACUCAUGGGAAAAAGCCAGGUGUUGGUCUGACCAGAGGGUUGAGCAGGCACCUACUGACAAGCCUGACACCUCGAGUUUGUGCCCCAGAACCCACAUGGUAGAAAGUGAGAACCUGCUGGGGGCCACAGGGCAGCCUGCACAGGAGAUAAGGAGUGGUUGCAGGGAGGGAGGGAGUCAGGCAUGGGAUCCUAGGGAAUUUCACAGCUCUGACUGACUAGCAAUCAGGUGCCUCCAUAUUUAUAUAGGUUUCACAGAACACAGGUGGAUUAAUGAUUAUCCAGGAAGUACAGAUUAUGUGUUUGAUUUUUCAUUACAUGUCCAGGGUUGCAAGUUCAGUCACAAUUAGAAAAUACAAACAACAGAUUUGUUUUUUCUUUUUCUUUUUUUUUUUUGGUUCUUUUUUUCGGAGCUGGGGACCGAACCCAGGGCCUUGCGCUUCCUAGGUAAGCGCUCUACCACUGAGCUAAAUCCCCAGCCCCCAGAUUUGUUUUUUAAGAUUUAUUUAUUUAUUAUAUAUAAGUACACCUUAACUGUCUGCAGACUCACCAGAAGAGGGCAUCAGAUCUCAUUACAGAUGGUUGUGAGCCACCAUGUGGUUGCUGGGAAUUGAACUCAGGGACCUCUGGAAGAGCAGUCAGUGCUCUAACCACUGAGCCAUCUCUCCAGCCCAACAGAACAGAUUUUAAUGUUGAAGCGCCCACCCUGACCAGCAAGGAAGACGCAACACCGUCGGACUCUUCUUAACAGCCUUUAUUGCAGGAACACCUAAUUGUUAAUACGGGGACCCCGGGGAACAAAGGCACUCGCCUUAAAUACAAGACAGGCUGUGGCUGUAAAUUUGUCCACUGGGGAUUGGUGGAGUAUGAAAUACCUAUUUAGCAUGAAUAUCACCCUGGCCUUGUAGGUGCUGGGGGUAUGCCAACACAUGCACUGUGGGUGUUUACCACAAACGACCACCGGAUGUCGGCGCCAUCUUUAGCUGCUCCCUACAUAAUGUAUCUAUGUAUUCAUUUUGUUUUUUUCAAGACAGGGUUUCUCUGUAUAGCCCUGGCUGUCCUGGAAUUCAUUCUGUAGACCAGGCUGGCCUCGAACUCAGAGUAUGAACCUGCUUCUGCCUCUCCCAUGAGUGCUGGGAUUAAAAGGCAUGGGCCAUCAUCACCUAGUGUCUAGUUUUGGUUUUGUUGUUGUUGUUUGGUGGUUUUUUGUUUGAUUGGUUUUGGUGCUAGGGAUUGAAUCCAGACCCUCACACUUCCAAUUAUGAGUCUCACACGUGAGCGACAAGCCCAGAUGAAUCUUGUUCUUGUGGCACUGGACUGAAAAUAAAUUUCUCAGGCGAGCAUAGGCUUAGAUUUUUUUUUCUUCUUCUUUUUUUUUUUUAAAGAUUUGUUUAUUUUAUUUAUAUGAGCACACCGUAGCUGUCCUCAGACACACCAGAAGAGGGCAUCAGAACGCAUUACAGAUGGUUGUGAGCCACCAUGUGGUUGCUGGGAUUUGAACUCAGGACCUCUGGAAGAGCAGUCGGUGCUCUUAACCACUGAGCCAUCUCUCCAGCCCUUAGAUUUUUUUCAAAACCUACUUUAAUAAGGUUUCUUAAAGGCUUUAACCUCCCUUCUAGCCCACCACCCACCAGAGGUAGUGGAAAGGAAAGGUUAAUAGGCCAAAAGGGGAAUGUGGACCUGUUUAGAAAUAGUUCUUUUGGGCAGUUCCAGUCUUCAUUGUCAGGAUGUUACCAGUUCAGUCUGUAGGAAUCAGCAGCCGUAGCUCGAUCACUCACAAACACCGUUCACAAGUCAGCAGUGGCAGUUUGAUCCAGAAGAGACCAUGAGGCUCUGCCAGUCACCCCGAGUCCUUGGAAGCAGCAAGAUCCAGCAGCAGCUCUUUGGUGUGUUUCUCUCUACAAACUCGAUGAUCAGCAAAGAAGGCAAGGCUAACCAAUGCCCCAGCAUCAUCAGCGAAGCCCAAGGAAGAGCAGCCAAGAGUGGCAAGGCGAACCAAUACCACACAGCGUCGCCCGUGGUCUGUUGUGUUAUAUCUAGACCCUUUCCAAAUGUGUGUCCUCUUAAGUGUCCGCUCUAGCAAAAUAUCACAUGCCCUUGCUCCAGGCAGCUUCCAGAAAAAUACCAUGUGUCCUCAGCAAAACACCCUCCCACAUGUCUGAGCAAAACAUCCUCUCAUUAGACAGUUUCCAGAAAAACAUCACACGACACAACUGAGCCUCCAAAGAAACCAGAAAUUUCCACUUUAGGCGUGAGUUGGGGGAUGUCAGUUAGUGGUAGGUUCUAGCCUAGCAAGUGAAAAAGGUCCACAAAAUAAAUCUCAGGCAAACUUUCAGGUUUACGUCUAGACUCAGCUAGAGCACCUAGUCCACACCUCAGUUGAGGCUUUCAAACCUCAAUGUCAUAGAAGUUUUUAAUCUUAAACCGUGGUUUCUACCCUGCCUUUAACCAUUUAGUUCCCAGGUAGAACACACACACACAACCCUUAUAUUUACAAUAAGCCUUAGUCAGCAUAAGAGCUGGGCGGAUAUCUACCCUUCAUGCUAUUACAUCUACUUCCCAGUCAAUAACUUCAGGAUAUAAUUUGCCAUGUUUUGUCUGGACUGCUCUUAACUCCAGUUAGCCAACCCAUUUUUGUAAGAUUCUUACCCCAUGACACUUUCUCCUCUAUGUCACCUCCUCUCCCACCUCAUGGUUCCCCUGACUCCAAGCCCAGGAACCCUCAACGCUACCCAUGCCUCUUCUGUCCAGCUAUAUGCUGUCAACAUCUUUAUUCACAGGUCAGGGAUAACUUGGGGGGCAAGGUCACAUAGCAUUACAUGGGUCUACAUGUGGUCUCCGGGAGCAGCCAGUAUUUAGCACUGCAGAACACCUCCAUGUAUGUAGGUAGCAUUUACGUGUUGAAGAAAGGUUGAGUCUGCCCAGCUACCUCCAUUCAGCCUGUGAACUUUAAAGCAGGGUCAGUCUUUGUUUUGAGAGUCUCUGGCUGUGCUAGAACUUGAUUUGUAGACCGUGCUGGUCAGGAACCUCCUACAGAGAUCCUCCUGUCUCUGCCUCCCAAGUGCUGGGAUUAAAGGUGUACAACCCCAUGCCUCUUUUAGUCUUUAUGAUGCUUGGUUAUCCUAUGACACAAACUUUUUUAAAUAUUUAUUUUUAAUGUAUAUGAGUACGCUAGCUGUCUUCAGACACAUCGGAGGAGGGCAUCGGAUCCCACUACAGAUGAUUGAGAGCUACCAUGUGGUUGCUGGGAUUUGAACUGAGGACCUCUGGAAGAGCAUCAAUGCUCUUAACCACUGAGCCAUCUCUCCAGCCCCGACACAAACUUUUUUUUUAUUUAUUAAACAUUUAUUUAUUUAUUAUGUAUACAUCAUACAGCUUUCUGCCUGCAUGUAUGCUUGCAGGCCAGAAGAGGGCACCAGACCUGAAUAUAGAUGGUUGUGAGCCACCAUGUGGUUGCUGGGAAUUGAAUUCAGGACCUCUGGAAGAACAGACAGUGAGUGCUCUUAACCUCUGAGCCAUCUCUCCAGCCCCCCGACACAAACUUUUUUUUUUUUUCCUUUUUCUUUUUUUUUGGAGCUGGGGACCGAACCCAGGGCCUUAGCGCUUGCUAGGCAAGCGCUCUACCACUGAGCUAAAUCCCCAACCCCCCGACACAAACUUUUUAAUCAUUACCUGAUAAUGUCUUUUUGUUCUGGACACAUUUUUGCUGAGCCCCUCAGCAGUUUUACCUGUUAGUUGCAUGGAAAAAUUAAAUUGGGGCUGGAGAGGUGACUUGGCUAUUAACACUCCCUGCUCUCACAGACAACUCAGGUUCGAUGCCCAGCACCCACAUGAUGGCUCACAACUGCCUAUAACUCCAGAUCCAGGGGACUCAGCUGCUUCUUCUGACCUCCUAGGGUACCAGGCAUGUACACGGUGCACAGAUAUCAAGCAGAAGAGACACCUAUACACAUAAAUGAAAACUUAAAUAUAGAUAAGUCCAGCAGUGGUGACACACACCUUUGAUCCCAGCACUUUGGAGGCAGAGGCGGGAAGAGCUGAGUUCAAGACCAGCCUGGUCUACAGAGUGUGUUCCAGGUCAUUCAGGGCUACACAGAGAAACCUGCCUCGAAAAGACAAAAGUAAAAAAAAUAAAUAAAUAAGUAAAACAGCAGGAAUAGAUUGAAAAUGUUGGGCUGAGAUGAACACAGUGACAUAGGAGGAGCAGUAAUUCAAAGUCAGCUUCAGCUACACUGGGCAUUUAAGGGCAGCCUGGGCUAUACAGCACUGCAUAAGAACAAAAAGAAAAGAAACUUAUGCCAGAUCCCUUUCCGAAACAUAACCCCGAGAGAUCAGUGCUUUCCUGAAAAGUGACUUGGAUAAUAUACCUAUGUCCUUCACGGCAAAGCUCAAGAGGUCAUGUGACCCUUGACCCCUUAAUCACACUUGAUAUACAAGGCAUAUAUAUAUAUAUAUAUUUUUUUUUUGUUGUUGUUGUUGUUGUUCUUUUUUUUUUCGGAGCUGGGGACCGAACCCAGGGCCUUGCGCUUCCUAGGCAAGCGCUCUACCACUGAGCUAAAUCCCCAACCAAGGCAUAUAUUUUUUAAGACUUAUUUAUGUAUGUGUGCACUGUCACUCUCUUAAGACACACCAGAAGAGGGCAUCGGAUCUCAUUACAGAUGGUUGUGAGCCAUCAUGUGAUUGCUGGGAAUUGAACUCAGGACCUCUGGAAGAGCAGUCAGUGCUCUUAACCGUUGAACCACCUCUCCAGCCCCCAAGACAUGUAUUCUUAAAUUCUGUGUGUGUGUGUGUGUGUGUGUGUGUGUGUGUGUGUGUGUGUGUGUGCAUGCGCGAGUGCACGUGCACAUGCUGCUUGCAUGUGGAGGUCAGCACAGCUCGCAGAGUCAUUUCUCUUCUGCAGCCACGUCAGUGCAGAGCUCAAACUCAGGUCGUCAGCCUCAGCAGCAGCACCUUUGUCUCGACAGACCCCUGUCCCCCUGUAUGGCGUGUACUUCUUUCCCUGAGCUCUCAGGAGUGUUAGUGUAGGAACACUGGAGAGUGCUUAUGCAAACCUGAGUGCGGUGUGGAAUGUGCGAGCCUGUGUGGCUGAAGAAGCGCUUACGUGGCACAUGGCUGUGCCACACAUACACCGUGGAAACUGCUCACCCUCCUGAUAGCCCCGUGCAGUUCAGGCUGACCUCGAGCUCACCGGGUAACCAAGGGUGGCCUUGAACUCCUGGUCCUGCUUCCACCUCCAGUGUGGCACUCGUGGCUCAGUCCCACACCCAAAUGGUACGGCGCUUUUCUUGUUGCUGUGACCAAAUACCUGGCAACCUACAGGUUUGUUUUUGGCUUCCAAUCUGAGAAGACAAAGUCCAUCUUCCUGGGGGAGUGGGGUGGGAGACAGGACAAGGCAUCUGGAUGCUGCACUGCAGUUGGAGCAAGGAGAGGUGGGUUCUGUUAUUCCUCGAGAUGAGAACUUCACCCUAUGAAAUGACACCGCCUACACCAGGUUACUUCCCAUGUCAGUAGCACUUCCCUGGACAGCGUCAGGCUCCUGUCCCAGCUAAUUCUAAAUCCUAGCGUGUUGGCUAGAUUAACUGUCACAGAUGUGAAGGGAACUCUGACACACUCCAUGACACUACGGACCACUGAAGUAUUAUGCUGCAGGGGCUGAACCAGCCACGCAAGGACAGAUGAUUUCCUUUUGCAACUGGCUUUGUGACGGUCGUCCUUGAAGACCUGCAGAGGUUGUCUACACUCCUAGAAGACCAAGCACCGUGCAUGCCGGCCGGCGACGAGUGUGAGGGCUUUUGGCUCCUAGGUGUGCGGCUUCUGUUUCAGCAGAGGACAAAGCCCUGGAGGUGGGUGGAUGGUGGGGAUAAUUCCACAGCUGUGCGAACACUGCUCAACGUCAGGACUGUACACAGACGAAAUGGAUAAAAAUGGUAAACUGUAUUAGCUGGAAUUUAAGAGAAAGAAAAAGAGCCCCUCGGUGAACGAAUGGAGGAAGGCAUAAGCGCCAGUGGCUGCUCCAUCACAAAAAGACAAGCUCCACUUGCAGAAAAAUGCCACCGCCACAUAGGAGUUAGUAUUGCCAAAAAUAUCCACAGUGAAAAACGACGAGGCCUUCAGAGCUAACACAGAGGAAAUGUCUGGGACCAGGAAGCAGGACAAGUCAACAAGCAAGGCUGAAACGGAGCACAGGCAGCUCAGCUUGACACAAAAGCACUUUGCAAGAGGGGAAAGGAGGGGGCUGGGGAUUUAGCUCAGUGGUAGAGCGCUUACCUAGGAAGCGCAAGGGCCUGGGUUCGGUCCCCAGCUCCGAAAAAAAGAACAAAAAAAAAAAAAAAAAAAACAAGCACACAAAAGAAUGUUCAUGGCUGGCGGCCAGGGAGAUGGCUCGGCGGUUAAGAGUGCCAACUGCUCUUCCAGAGGUCCUGAGUUCAAAUGCCAGCAACCACACGGUGGCUCACAACCAUCUGUAAUGGGAUCCGAUGCCCUCUUCUGGUGUGUCUGAAGACAGCGACAGUGUACUUGCACACAUAAAAUAAAUAAAUCUAAAAAGAAA
This is a messenger RNA of Rattus norvegicus (Norway rat), 9959 nucleotides long. RefSeq names its product zinc finger and BTB domain containing 9 (gene Zbtb9). The record is from RefSeq and is a predicted model, not a curated record. Lineage: Eukaryota; Metazoa; Chordata; Mammalia; Rodentia; Muridae. Gene Ontology annotation, cellular component: nucleus. Gene Ontology annotation, molecular function: identical protein binding.